UCUUCCACUUGUUUGCCACUGCCACAGUUUUAACAAAAACCUCUUUUUCUGUGUUGGAAUUUAUUCAGAGAUUCAUAAAAGAGAAGCUUUCUUUGAGGAAUAGCUGAAAAGUUCAUUCUUUGAUUCAAAGUUCAGAUUUUUAAUCAUUUUUGUGGAGGUAUGUCGACGGUAAACAUUCCAUCGGGUUCUUUGCUCAAAGUUGCACCGUCAAUUAGAUCAUCUGCCUUUACCAAGUCCCAAGUCUCUUUAGGUUCCGUAAAGAGUAUUUCUAAAGCGUUUGGCUUGAAGUCGUCAUCCUCCUUCAAAGUCUCCGCAAUGGCAACAUACAAGGUGAAGCUGAUUAGCCCUGACGGUAAAGAGAAUGAAAUUGAAGUCGCGGAUGAUGAAUACAUCCUCGAUAAAGCAGAGGAAGCUGGAGUGGAGCUGCCUUACUCAUGCAGGGCUGGGUCUUGCUGUACCUGUGCUGGCCAGUUGGUUUCUGGAACAGUUGACCAAUCUGAAGGAGCAUUUCUCGACGAUGAUCAAAUGGAGAAGGGUUAUUUGCUGACUUGUAUUUCAUACCCGAGAUCCGACUGUGUUAUUCACACACACAAGGAAGAAGACGUUGUUUAAUAAUGUUCGAGUUCAUUUCUCUUCGAGGGACCUUGAUGAUUGAAGGCAAUACAAAUCUUGUGCCGUGGACGCAGAAAAGAAAUAAAUUAAGAUGGUGAUAUUGUGUCUUGUUUAUGGCAUAAAAACUCUUGUUGCAAUUUGUUCAAGUAUUUGGAUCUCUUAAACUAAUGUCCAUUUGAAAACUAUUGAAUUUGGGGGUGAUCUUUUCUGUAUUAGAAGUUUGGCUCAUCUA
Messenger RNA from Solanum stenotomum, 844 nucleotides. RefSeq names its product ferredoxin, root R-B2-like. Gene Ontology annotation, molecular function: electron transfer activity; 2 iron, 2 sulfur cluster binding. The coding region runs from base 160 to 612 and encodes 150 amino acids. The transcript is spliced from 2 exons. Gene Ontology annotation, cellular component: plastid. The record is from RefSeq and is a predicted model, not a curated record. NCBI's taxonomy places the organism in Eukaryota, Viridiplantae, Streptophyta, Magnoliopsida, Solanales, Solanaceae. Gene Ontology annotation, biological process: electron transport chain.